GAAAUAUGGUAGGUAGUCCUGUCCUGGUCCCUGAGCCUCUUUCUUAUUGAUCCCUCAAUUAACUUGUUGAUUAGAAAACGAGCUCGAGCUCUCAUACCAAGAAGCAUAUUUCACAAUGUCCAUUAUGUCUGAUAAUUCAUCAAAUAUCUACCCAAAUAUUCUUACCGGAAUACCACAACGCCGCAAUGUCGCCACAUGUCUAUCUCUCCCACAGACCAAACAAAGCCUAUCAUCUCAACCGAAACGCCAUAUGCAAUUCCCAAUGUCAGGUGUAUCCAGCCCAUGUCCACCUCUUCACACCCAAACCUCACCACCCUCUUUAACCCCCGGACACAUCCCACCCUUCCCCUCACUUCUAACCUUCCUCUUCCUCUCCCUCCUACUCCCGCCUCCCCUCUUGGCAACCCUCUUCCCCUCCAUCACUUCACCUCAAAACUCGUCAGCCUCUCAUCCUCUCCUUCUUUCUCCUCGUCGAGGUAGGUAACUUACAAGUCUGCUGACUAACCCCAAACAUAUGCCCCUUCUGCCCGCACCUCUUGCACGUAUUUCCCCCACAAUGCCCACACGUCCCUACUUUCCCUCCCUUUUUCACGUCCAGCUUCGGGUUGAUGAAUCUUUUGCAUUGGGGGUUGUGGCAGUACAACCUCUGACCGGCAGGAAUGGAGUUUUCGGCGAGUUUGUCGGCGUAGGCCAUGAAUUGCAGGUAGGUUACUGAUUGUCGGAGGAUGGAUUUCGGGAUCGGGGUCGAGGCAGAGCAAGGGCAGGCUGCUGGGACGAAGGGUUUGGAGAUGAGGGAGGUGAUGAGGAUUUGCCUCGUGCAGGUGGGACAGAGGAGAUGGGUGCAUUGGAGGGGGUGUUGGUGGUUGGAUGAGAUUAGAGAGCCGCAGUUGGUGCAUGGGAGGGGGGUUUUGAGGCCGGGUUGUCUAGGCAGCAAGUGGCGGGUUUUUCCUGGGAGAGGUUUUGAUGGGGUUCCUGCUAGGGAUGGUGCUGAGGAGGGGGCUGUGAAGGGGGUGUCGGGGGUGUCGUCCCAGAAGCGGGAGGCUUCUUGGGUUAGCUGAGUGUCUGGGGUCUCGGGGGAGUCUUCGCAGUCGAAGAUUAGGUCGUCGACGUGGUGUGGAUAGCGGUAUCCUGAUUUUGAGGGGGUGAAGGGAGCUUCGGAUGGUGUUGUGAGUACUGUUGAGGCUUUGUCUGAGAAGUCUUCUCCCCAAAACCUCGAGGCUUCUUGGGUAAGCUGGGAGGUGGGACUUUCUGGCCCGUCUUCUGUUGUCGGGGUCGCAGGCGUUUCUUCAACUUCUGGAGGUGUUGUGACAUCCAUGAAGGAUCCAAAAUCAUGAGCUUUCGGGACAUUGAGCGCAAGCCCAGUGUCUGGGGGUGUGGGUAGUGGUUGCUUGAGGAGAGCCCCCCGCAGUUUGGGGGUGGCCAUAGGCUGCAAAUCCGGGGCAGGACUCGACUCAGGGGUAUCAGGAGGCGUGCCCAUUAUGUUGUCCGAGGGAAGCUUUUUCGCAGUGCCGGUCCUGGGCCCGAGGAUUCCCAUCGUGAGAGCUGGCAAUGACUUAUGCCAAAACAUCUUGAUACAACAUGAAGCUAACACUUGAUAAGUGGAUGGCAGAGAGAAUGAAAUAUCGAGAAAGAAGAGAUCUCUUUUUAUGAAGGACAACGCUACAAGGGACUGCUAAUCUGGCGUGUUCGAGGUGACUCUUCACGCGCCUACUUGAGCAUUUCUCGCAUCACAUAUGUAUUAUCCUCAUUGGACAAUCACGGUCCUUUUCCAAGGCGACCUGCUUUGGCUCCAUUUUCUACGUUGUCGUUGACGCCCAAGAUGGUGGGUCAGCCCCUAAAAGGUGGCAGCGUAUGAGUGGUGGUUGACUGUCAGGGGUACGAUUGGCUGGACACCAAACGCUCACCUUACACGGCGAGGACUUGAGAGCUUCAACAUCUCGGGCUAUGCGGAAGGCUACUAUCUUUCUGCAAGAAAAGGGGACUUGUCAAAGUCUUGUUUCUGGAACAUUACAUUGUUUCUGGACAGUGUGCGCUCAGCUACUGCCCUAUCAAAGAGGGACAGCUUUGUGUGCUCAGCCUCUGAGCCUGCAUGUGGGAUCGGGGCGGAGCACAUCCAUCCCGGCUGGGCAUAGAUAGACCUUUGACAACUCUCACCUUCUGAUGCUCUCGCACCUCCAACAUUUACAACCACAACUACCCGCUCAUUCUUUUCAAGAUGUCGGCUACUAAGAGAAGGUCAAUACGUGUUCCAAGAACACUCCAUCGCAAACACGGUUUAAGACACGCACCGCUCUACGGGUCUCUUGCGGGGCAGGGAAGCACCAACUUCCGGCUCAUGCGAUUACACCCCGGGAUUCUGGAUCAAGCAAUCACCUGUAGCCUGGAAGAACUUCCUCUUAGCAACGCACCGCCAUACAAAGCACUUUCAUAUGCCUGGGACAAUACUCUUCGCAGUUCAAAUUCGGGAUCAUCGCAAUCAACAAUGUGGAUAAGAUGCAACAAUGUGCCCAUACCCGUCAGUCCUAACCUAUACGCUGCCCUCCAGAGAUUGCGAAGUAAAGACAGGGUGGUAAAUCUCUGGGUGGAUGCUGUCUGUAUCAAUCAACAUGAUCCCGACGAAAGAGGCCACCAAGUGGGCAUAAUGCGGCGAAUAUACCAACAGGCUGAAGAAGUGGCGAUCUGGCUUGGGAGCAAACAGGACGAUGACGAUUUGGCAGAGGACUUCAUGCUUUCCUUAGGCCUGACAUCGCUUGACUGGACGGAUAACGAAGAGACCAAUCGAUUCUUCUGGCUAGAAUUUCUGCGCCGAUCUGAUUGCAAACGACAAUACAUAUUCGGUGGCUUUUGUGUUUUAUGGCUACUAUCGCUUGGAAUACCGGCUUCAGUUACUCCGCAUAUCAGCUCCCCUUUUGGGCAGUCUUCCUGCAUUUUGAAUGGUAUCCAGGCGAUAAUGGAUCAAGCAUGGGUACAACUCCACUGUUCAGUCACGAGAAUGAUUAUUUGGGCUAACUCUGUGCUGGCAGUGGCAAAGAUCAUGGGUUCUUCAAGAGACAGUGGUGGCAGCCAAGGCUACCUGCUACUAUGCCACUCUAUCAUGUCCAUGGAACAUGAUCACGAAAGCAGCGGCGUCAUAUAUGAACGGCCAGCUUUCUACAAACAUCGACUCGGCCUACGGAUACGUAUCAUUCUUGGCACAAUUUGCACGGCAAGUAAGAGAUAUCGAGAUCAUCCGACAGGACUGGCGAAACCCUUCAAAGCUCGUUUCACUGCUUCCUCUGCUCCGGCAGUUCAGGAUACGGAAUGCAACAGACCCCAGAGAUAAGGUGUAUGCACUCAUCGGCAUGGUCCAGUAUUGGGGUGGCCAACACAAAAUUGCUCCCGACUACAACCUUGACGUGACAAAUGUUUACUGGCAGGUGUCUGUCACAGUCAUCAAAAACAUGCAGUCGCUUGAGGUUCUGUGUGGCACACCAAACGCCACAAGUGACGGUGACCCACGGCUCACCCAUCCAGGGCAUCCCUCCUGGGUGAUAGACUGGAGUUACAGACCAAGUGCCACUGAAAACAUCCGCCUUGAAACACAAGGGUUCUAUGAUGCCUCAAGCCACCUGCCCCCGGGCCAGGUUCGUCUUCACGGCCGGCUCCUAUUAGAGGUAGAAGGAGUUGAGCUCGAUCGGAUUCACUGGGUCUGCGACGAAGUAGUCAACUCCCAUCACGGCAGAGACGGUGGCGCCAGACGAUGGCGAGAGGUCGUGAAGAGUUGGGAAGAGCUAGUCGUCGAGGUCCUAGGAGACGACAAUCGACCAUAUGCCGGUGGAGGAACCGUUGGAAAUGCCUUUUGGCGCACUAUAUGCGGAAACAUUGAAUACACCCACGCUGGAAUAUCCCUCGCUGGGGACGAUGUGUCGUCAGCAUACACCAAAUGGCGAAGCGUCGACUUUCACCAUAGAAGAACGACAUCAAUCGUUGGUGAUCACCUGCAGGAGCCGGUCUUCAAUGCCAAGCAUGGGAUGACCGAGAAGGAGUUGGAGUCUGAAAAGAGGAACGCGUUCCACUACGCCGUCAGGUUUGCGUGUAGUGAUAGGAAGUUCUUUAUCACGGAUAAGGGAUACAUCGGGACCGGUCCUCGCGGUGUAAGCAGCGGUGAUAGGGUUUUUGUUGUGUCGGGGAGCCGGGUACCGCUGAUAUUGCGACCUUCGACACAAGAGGUAGGGUGCAACCAUAGAGUGGUUGAGACGUUGAUCAAGCGGCCCGAAGACCGGGUGUUCUACCAGGCUGGUGAAGAAGCCAAACAGAUGAUGAGACAAGGAGAUAGCGUCUGCAACGAGUUGCAUCGGGGACUGUAUAAUCUGAUAGGGGAUGCUUAUGUUCAUGGGGCUAUGGAUGGGUGUUUCUUCGGUGACGUUAGAUAG
Messenger RNA from Podospora bellae-mahoneyi, 4412 nucleotides. RefSeq lists its product as uncharacterized. The transcript has 4 exons. The coding region runs from base 3108 to 4412 and encodes 434 amino acids. NCBI's taxonomy places the organism in Eukaryota, Fungi, Ascomycota, Sordariomycetes, Sordariales, Podosporaceae. The record is from RefSeq and is a predicted model, not a curated record.